GCGUCCUCCGCAGCCAUAGAGACAACGCCACCUCUACGUUCUACGUCAUCCUUGCGUGCUCGGUUGCUGAGCAACCGUAGAUCGUAUGAAGCAAAGGAUACAAAGAAGAGUGUAAGCCUCUGAGCCAAGAUGCCACGCUCUGCAGCCAAGUCCCAAGCUGACAAGCGUAGAUGUAGGUCGUCUGUCCAUGUGACCACACCUCCACCGCAGGACCUGGAAGAUAUCAUCCCUGGUCGCUUAACUCAGGCACAAUGGAUGGACAUGUUGACCCAGGAGGAUGCAGAUGAGACAGUGGGAGAGAUCAUGGAGGAACUGUUGAGCAAGGUCAUGGAAGGCUGUUUAAAGGUGUACAUUAAAAGACAGCUAAAGCUAGAACUUUUCUCCGCAUCCUGGGCCAAGAGCUACCUCACACAGAUUCUAGAGCAGAAAAUCCUGUGCCUAGAUGAAGGAGAAGGACCAGAGGAAGCAUCUGAAACAGAAGACUCAGAGCCUAUGCCAGCAACUUCCAAUGCCUGGGCUCAAGGAUGUAUGCCUGUUGUAAACGAUACCCCUCGACCUCACCCCGCCUCACAACAGGAGGCUGACAUUAACCAGGUCCCAGCACAAACAGAGCCAAGAGUCAACCAGCAAUGUAACGUUGUGGCCCAAACAAACAGCUCUCCAAAGCAAUCUGAAAAGGAAAUAAGUUCCUGGAGGCCUGUCGCUGACAAGCACAAUAAAGUGCUUUGUCCUCGCUCCCCACCAAAAGUUGAUCAAAGGAAAAAGCAGCAGGUUAAUUUACCUCCCAAGCCUGUUCCAGGCAAAUUACUGCCGUCCCUGUCCUGUUCAGUGGAAAAAAAGGAUGUGAAAGUAGAGGGUAAAAAUAGGACACAUUCUGUUUAUAACCAUAGGACUGGAUCAUUAUAUCAGCAUAAGGACUACCAACCCAUACCAAGGCUUGAUCACUCCUGCCUGCCUCAACACUGUAUCUUUCCUCAGUAUGAGAUCCUGGAUAACAACUACACAAAACCCAACUCCAAGAAACCAAGUGGACUAUCCAAACUAGAACCAAGAUGUAACAAGCAGCAAACUGAGUGGACUGUAACCUCGCUGAAGCCAUUAACCAGCUCCAAGGAUCAGCCAGCAAAGUUUCAGAGGAGAAAUGAGGCAGAUGUCUGGCUGAAGAAAUUGUCUCCCUCUAGACAUAGAAAGGAAGGGAUGUUGUCCUCUGGGCCUGUGAGGCUGGACACAAUGGCUUUGACCGAGGGUGUUUCUCUCCUGGAUCCCCAGGCAGUUGAAAUGAAUCCUCUCCAAUUUAACCCUCCUGCCCAGUCUACCAAGCUGAGGCUGAUACGAAGUGAUGCAGCUAUGCCACUGUUUUCAGUUGAUCAGGUUACCACAGGUCCACCACCUCGAAUCACCCCAUUGUUUCAGUCCAAGAAAUGGGACAACUGAUUAUAAAAUUUAGUGAUAAUACAUGUCUGUGGCUAUAUUUACAGCAGAAUGAGCUAUACGUUAAUGAAACAAAAAGAUCCUUUUAAUACAAGAACAGGUCAUAUAAUCUCUGCUAUAGGCUAAGUUGUGAAAGAUGAUUAUAUAUUAUAAGAUAAUAUAAGAUUCUGACUCAAUAUAUAUGUUAUAUAUAUAUAUAUAUAUACAUAUAUAUAUAAAAUAGUACCUGAUAAACUGUGAAUACAAUAUACAUGGUUACAGUAUGUACAUAUAUAUAUAUAUAUAUAUAUAUAUAUAUAUAUAUAUAUAUAUAUAUAUAUAUAUAUAUAUAUAUAUAUAUAUAUAUAUAUAUAUAUAUAUAUAUAUAAGAAAGCUAUGUGUUCUAUCAAUGCCUCCCACAAAAUAUAGCAAAGAUAUCGAUAGAUAGAAGUACCUCAUAAAAACUACAACACUGAAAUAAGGAUGUGUAUUUUGUUUGUAUGUAUAUUAUACUAAUUCAUUUUCUGUGUCUUCAUGUACACUCAAUUUCCAGUUUAAUAGGUACAUCUAGCUAAAACUAAUGACGUCUAAUACAACAGUCCUGCAAUAAAUCCCUCCGUCAUGAAGGUUAUAAUGUUCCAUUAUUGUUGAAACUCUUAGAGAGCUGUUGAUUCACUGCAUGGUCCUUUUGGAGGCUGUAGUUUGUGGUGCUGUUGAAUUGUAUUGCAUUAUACUGACUGAGGUGUUUCUAUUAUUUUGUCCACCCCAUUUAUAUCAAUGAGGGUAGCAUAAAUAACAGAAACACCUGUCUGUAUAACACAGUACAAUUCAACAGCACCACAGACUACAUCCUCCAAAAUGACCAUAGUUGAAUCAACACCUCUUAUAACCUUCAUGAAGGUAGGGUUUAUUGUAGGACUGUUGUGCUGCAUUAGUUUUAGCUAGGUGUACCUAAUAAACUGGCAACUGAGUGUAUGCACAUAUCAUGCACACCAAUAAUAAUCUGUACCAGCUGCAAACAUCUGCCAUAGAUGUGUAGUGAUUUGAAUGAAAAAUAGCAAUAAAAACAGAUAAAUAUGAUCAUA
Molecule: messenger RNA, 2495 nt
Organism: Siniperca chuatsi (mandarin fish)
Lineage: Eukaryota; Metazoa; Chordata; Actinopteri; Centrarchiformes; Sinipercidae
Exons: 4
Coding region: 130-1434 (434 amino acids)
Source: RefSeq, a predicted model, not a curated record